AAGGAAUAAAGUGUCAGAAUAAAGCAAGAAAAAUAUAUAAACUGGGAUUUGAGAGGAAAAUAAUGGAAAAGAGUGAGAAAAGUAUAGAAUUGAUUUCCUCUGAACCCCUGAUGAAAGAAGAAAGGAAAUUGUCAUAUGACUGUGAUGUCUGUAAAAAGGUCUUCUCCCUAAAAUGUAACCUAAUUUCCCACGAGCGUAUUCAUACAGGAGAUAAACCAUUUCAUUGUGAGAUCUGUGGUAGAUAUUUCUCACAAAGUGGUAGCUUAAUUAGACACAAACGUACACAUACAGGAGAGAAACCAUAUCAUUGUGAUGUCUGUGGUAAAUCUUUCUCUCUUAAUUGUGUCUUAACUGCACAUAAACGUAUUCAUACAGGAGAGAAACCAUAUCAGUGUGAUAUCUGUGGUAAAUCAUUCUCUGAUAGUAGUACAUUACCUAGGCACAAACGUACUCAUACAGGAGAUAAACCGUAUCAUUGUGAUAUUUGUGGUAAAUCUUUCUCUGAAAAUGUUCACUUAACUAGACACAAGCAUAUUCAUACAGGAGAGAAACCAUAUCAUUGUGAUAUCUGUGGUAAAUCAUACUCUCAGAAUUGUGCCUUAACUACACACAAACGUAUUCAUACGGGAGAGAAACCAUAUCAUUGUGAUAUUUGUGAUAAAUCAUUCUCUCAAAGCUGUACCUUAACUACACACAAACGUAUUCAUACGGGAGAGAAACCAUAUCAUUGUGAUAUCUGUGGUAAAUCAUUCUCUCAUUAUUAUCCCUUUACAAUUCACAAGCGUAUUCAUACAGGAGAAAGGCCAUAUCACUGUGACAUCUGUGGUAAAACAUUCUAUCAAAAAACUCACUUAACUACACAUAAACGUAUUCAUACUGGAGAGAAACUGUAUCACUGUGAGGUGUGUGGUAAAUCAUUCUCUAACAGUAGUCACUUAAUUGUACAUAAACAUAUUCAUACAAGAGAGAGGCUAUUUCAAUGUGAUAUCUGUGGUAUAUCCUUCUCUCUACGUACUCACUUAACUAGACAUAAGUAUACCCAUACAGGAGAGAAACCAUGCAACUGUGAUAUCUGUGGUAAAUCAUUCUCUCUACGUACUCACUUAACUAGACAUAAGUAUACCCAUACAGGAGAGAAACCAUACAACUGUGAUAUCUGUGGUAAAUCAUUCUCUGAAAAUAGUGACUUAAGGAAACACAUACGUACUCAUACAGGAGAAAAACCGUAUCAUUGUGAAAACUGUGGAAAAUCAUUCUCUGACAGUAGUGCCUUGAUUUCGCACAAACGUGUUCAUACGAAGGAGAAGCCAUAUUGCUGUGAUGUCUGUGGUAAAUCAUUCUCUCAAAAUAGUAAUUUAACUAAACACCGUUGUACUCAUGGAAGAAAGUGACUGCAUCAUUGUGAUAUCUGGUAAAUCAUUCUCUAAGAGGGCUUCAUUAACUACACACAAAUGUAUUCAUACUGGAAAGACACUGUAUCACUGGCAAAUUAUUUUUGUCAGUAGUGCCAUGACAUUGUGCAAACAUAUUCAUACAAAGGAGAAGCCAUUUCACUGUGAAGUUUGUGGUAAACCAUUCUCUCAAAAUAGUAACCUAAUUACACACAAACGUACACAUACAGGAGAGAAGCCACAUCAUUGUAAUGUUUGUGGUAAAUCAUUCUCUGACAGGAGUAAUCUUUCUACACACAAACGUACACAUACAAGAGAGGAAUGGUAUCAUUGUGAUGUCUGUGGUAAAUCAUUCUCUGAUAGCAGUGCUUUACCUAAACACAUACGUAUUCAUUCAGGAGAGAAGCCAUUGUAAUGUUUGUGGUAAAUCAUUCUCUGACAGGAGUAAUCUUUCUACACACAAACAGACUCAUACAGGAGAGAGACCAUAUCAUUGUGAUAUCUGUGGUAAAUCAUUCUCUGUUGGUAGUGACGUAACUAAACACAAACGUAUUCAUACUGGAGAGAGGCCAUAUCAUUGUGAUAUCUGUGGUAAAUCAUUCUCUGAUAGCAGUGCUUUACCUAAACACGUACGUAUUCAUACAGGAGAGAAGCCACAUCAUUGUAAUGUUUGUGGUAAAUCAUUCUCUGACAGGAGUAAUCUUUCUACACGCAAACGUACACAUACAGGAGAGGAAUGGUAUCACUGUGAGGUCUUUGGUAAAUCAUUCUCUCACAGUAGUUCUUUGACUUUGUACAAACGUUGUUCAUUCAAAGACAAUCCAUAUGACUGUGAUGUCUGAAAGUAAUCACUUAACCAAUCAUAAACGUAUUCAUACAGGAGAGAAACUGUAUCGUGAUGUUUGUGGAACAUCGUUCUCAAACUAGUUCAUUGACUCCUCAAACACUCAUACUGGUGAGAAACCAUAUCACUGUGAUAUCUGUGGUAAAUCAACCUCUUGGAGUAAUGCCUUAAUUGCACACAAACGUAUUCAUGCUAGUGAGAAACCAUAUCACCAUGUUAUCUGUGGUAAAUCAUUCUCUCGUAAUAGUACCCUGACGGAACAGGACUGUAUUCAUAAAAGACGGAAUGGUUUCUUGGUUUCUAUGUCUUUAUGGUACUCUUUGUUUAUGCCAUGGAAAUUGUGACUAAAGAAUUAUGAAAAUUAAACAUUUUGGAUUCAUUGUGAAAAUGUAGAUCAAUAUACCUAGUUCUAAAAUUUUCCCUUUUACAGUUUCAAAAUCUGUUGUCAAAAUAGAAAAGACCUGUCUCUUUCAAUUUUUUUAUAUUCCAAGGAUAAACUUUCCCCCUGUCUACAUGUUUACCACAAUCUCUCACUCUCUAUAUAAUAUACAUAUCUCUCUCUCUCUCUUCCUUUCUCUAUACAUGUAUGCAUAAUUACAUACAUACAUCUGUAUGUGUGUAUAUAUAUAUAUAUAUAUAUACGUAGACACACACAUACAGAUGAAUGUAUGUAAUCAUGCACAUAUAUGUAUAGAGAAAGUAAGAGAGAGAGAGAGAAAGAGAUGUAUAUUAUAUAGAGAGUACCUGACGAUUAGCUAUAUUUUUGAAUAGAAUUUAUUUUCGAUAAUUUUAAUUGAUUUUAAUCGAUUUAAAUUUCCUUUCUAUUUGAAAAUUAGUUAUGAAACACAUGUAGUCAUUUUAUUAUCAUUAUCUUAUGAUAUUUACUAUGUAUUACAUUAUACUUAUUUAUUGUGCUUUUAAUUAUUAAUUUUUCUAUAUGUGACAAUGGAUUUUCAUCGAUGAGUUCAUGAACCUUGGUUCUUUUCCCUAAAACUAUAUAUUUAUAUAUAUAGAUAUAUGUAUAUAGACAUAUAUAUAGGCGUAGGAGUGGCUGUGUUGUAAGUAGCUUGUUUACCAACCACAAGGUUCUGGGUUCAGUCCCACUGCGUGGCACCUUGGGCAAGUGUCUUCUACUAUAGCCUCGGGCCGACCAAAGCCUUGCGAGUGGAUUUGGUAGACGGAAACUGAAAGAAGCCUGUUGUAUAUAUGUAUAUAUAUAUAUAUAUGUGUAUGUUUGUGUGUCUCUGUCCCCCACCAUCGCUUGACAACCGAUGCUGGUGUGUUUACGUCCCCGUAACUUAGCGGUUCGGCUAAAUAGACCGAUAGAAUAAGUACUAGGCUUCCAAAGAAUAAGUCCUGGGGUCGGUCAGCUCGACUAAAAGGUGGUGCUUCAGCAUGGCCACAGUCAAAAGACUGAAACAAGUAAAAGAGAAUAGAUAUAUAUAUAUACACACACACAUCCUCAAACAUUAAAUUUUGUACUACUUGAUUCUCUAGCUGCCAAAUUUCUAAGGAUACGUUAAAUAUUUUUCUUGCAUAUCAAAUUCUUAUAACUCCUGCCUCAUGUAAUGGUGAAUAAAUAAAACAAAAAUCUU
Messenger RNA from Octopus bimaculoides (California two-spot octopus), 3830 nucleotides. RefSeq lists its product as uncharacterized. Gene Ontology annotation, molecular function: DNA-binding transcription factor activity, RNA polymerase II-specific. The record is from RefSeq and is a predicted model, not a curated record. Gene Ontology annotation, biological process: regulation of transcription by RNA polymerase II. Lineage: Eukaryota; Metazoa; Mollusca; Cephalopoda; Octopoda; Octopodidae. Gene Ontology annotation, cellular component: nucleus.